AUGCCGGCCUCGACUCGAACCACGACUGCGUCAGAUUGCUGUGUGUGCCUGACGUUAGCACCCGGCAGUACUUCCGAGGUACUUGCGGUUGCGUGGGCGCUGUGCGGGGACGGAGGUACCCGUGUGGUUCUCCGCCUCGUCCAGUGCACGUCAUGGCGCCCUUUGCUUCUUCAGCUCUUCAUCGUUUGUUACCUUAACUGGACCACCUCCGCCCAUUAUUACCCCCAUUCGCUGGGACCUCGAGCCGAGAGUUGUUUACGUGAGACGCAUUCCUCAGUCCACUGUUUUGGAUUAGUGUCGCUCCUUGCGCCCGCAGCUCCUGAGCUCGGCCUCAACCGUCCCCACAACGGCGUGACAGGUGCAUGGCUGACCAUCGAUAUUGAAUGCGUGCGACGUGCCUAUCGACCGACACCGUCACGGUAG
This is a messenger RNA of Penicillium alfredii, 423 nucleotides long. RefSeq lists its product as uncharacterized. The coding region runs from base 1 to 423 and encodes 140 amino acids. The record is from RefSeq and is a predicted model, not a curated record. The transcript has a single exon. Lineage: Eukaryota; Fungi; Ascomycota; Eurotiomycetes; Eurotiales; Aspergillaceae.